Molecule: messenger RNA, 102 nt
Organism: Paramecium tetraurelia
Lineage: Eukaryota; Ciliophora; Oligohymenophorea; Peniculida; Parameciidae
Exons: 1
Source: RefSeq, a predicted model, not a curated record
AUGAUUAUAUAUUCCUUUUUUAUUGCUAAUGAUUAAGAUAUCCAAUAUCAACUAAAAGAUUUAAAAUUAGAUGUAAUAUUAGAAAAAUCGAAAUCAGUUUGA